AUGGAUGGCGACAGCGGUGUGUGUCUGGACCUGAGCUUUAACAGGGAGCUGGUCUACAGGACUGAGGCCAAGGAGCCCCCCCCCAGGCUCCCCGGGGCCCGACCCCCACCAUCAGCAACAAGCCGUCCUCACAGGGCCAGAGAACAACCUGGCUCCCUCCCGCAGACCCUUACCCCAUCCAGCCUGAGCCCCAUGGGCCUCACUAACGGCCACAAGAUGGGCAUGCCUCUGAUGGCCCCCCCCCCCACCUCCCAGCACCAGGUGGGCAUGGACUCGUUCCAAAGCGACGGCUCCCAGAUGCACCAGCCUGUCAUGUACAACCUGGGUCACCUGCUGGGGGGGCUGAGCCAUCAGAACGGCCUCCCACACGCACAACCCCUCCCCCUGUCGCCGCUGGAGGCCUUACGGGUGGUGCGAGGGGACGGGGAGGGGGGUGCGUUGCCCGGGGCGGUGUACCCCUGCGGCCACUGCAGGGUGAUCUUCCUGGACUACGUCAUGUUCACCAUCCACAUGGGCUGCCACGGCUUCAGGGACCCGCUGGAGUGCAACGUGUGUGGCCACCGCAGCCGGGACCGUUACGAGUUCUCCUCCCACAUAGCCCGCGGGGAGCACCGCCUCGAACUCAAGUAGCUGUCAUUCACACGCUUACACACACACACGCUCUGACAGAUAACCAUGUACUAGCACACCCAGAUUUACUCAUAUUAGUAGCUGGUAGUAUGAGGAAUGAAAGCAUGACGUAGCAUCUCUCUGUCUCUCGGUGUGAGACAGAUUUGAGAGAGACGUUAUAGGUUUGUAACGGGUGUCAGAAUUUCCUUUGUCCUACCGUACUCAUCUGAAAAGAUGAUCUGUAAAUGUUUACGUAGGAGGAAUUCUAACCAUACAUUUUUAUAUAUUUGUACUUAUUGAUUCCUGCUGUAGCCAUAUAUACAUUUAACAAAGUAGCAAAAAAGAAUGCAUUUAUUGUUUAUCUGCUGUUGUUUUCUCCUGUUAUUUGUGUUAAGGUGUAAAGCAAUAAAAGAUAACCUCUCUUUCCCUUCAUCAAACAGAGACCUGCGA
Gymnodraco acuticeps is the source of this 1059-nucleotide messenger RNA. RefSeq names its product zinc finger protein Aiolos-like. Gene Ontology annotation, molecular function: RNA polymerase II transcription regulatory region sequence-specific DNA binding; DNA-binding transcription factor activity. The record is from RefSeq and is a predicted model, not a curated record. Bases 1 to 630 code for a protein of 209 amino acids. Gene Ontology annotation, cellular component: nucleus. NCBI's taxonomy places the organism in Eukaryota, Metazoa, Chordata, Actinopteri, Perciformes, Bathydraconidae. Gene Ontology annotation, biological process: regulation of transcription by RNA polymerase II. The transcript is spliced from 2 exons.